AAUCUUCUAUUGUUGAUUAUGGCACGAGCAAUUACGAUUGCUCUUUUAUUGGUAGUGAUAUUGAUGAUAAGUUGUCCGGAAAUAGAAGCUCGUCGAGGAAAAACAAGAGCUAGAAGCAAGUCUCGUGUUCAGAUUGGCUUACCAAUCACCGGCAAAUAUCGCGAUCCGGAGAGUGAUCAGUACUAUAACAAUAAUAAUGGUGCAAAAAUACUUCUGGCUUCACAUUUCGAUCUUGAGUACGUUCUGGGACAUAAAAUAGCUUUUCUUUGUGUGGCUAGAGGCUCACCACGUCCUCAUAUUACCUGGUUCAAAGACGGUGCUGAAAUUUAUACCCAUUUAUAUUUACAUGUUCAUGAGUGGGAAUUGAAAAAUGAUACUGUUAAAUCAAAAUUGGAAAUAGAUCCUGCUACGCAGAUGGACGCUGGUGUGUACGAAUGCACGGCGGACAAUAUGUAUGCCAUUGAUCGACGAUCAUUCAAAACUGAUUUUUCAAUUGCUUUCGAUUAA
Cotesia congregata is the source of this 507-nucleotide messenger RNA. NCBI's taxonomy places the organism in Eukaryota, Metazoa, Arthropoda, Insecta, Hymenoptera, Braconidae. The record is from the annotation of a GenBank genome assembly.